GGAUGAAAGUAGGUAAAGCAGUCACCAUGGUUCUUAAUUUCUUAAAUUGUUUGUAUUAUUAAGCGGCUAGAAAUGGCAACAAAUAAGACAAUUAAUGUCGAGAGUAUCACCAAAAAUUAGUUAAAAAAUCAUAAAGAUAAAAAGAAAAAUAACAUCCCUUCAUUCCUAUCUCCAUUUGGGCAUUUCCCACCCAAAAACCCUCCGUCUCUUCCAAACUUCAACAUACAUAAACUCCUUUCUUUCUCUCUCCUCUUUCCUCCAUUCCCCUUCCAGUUUUUUUCGUCGCACCAUUAAUGGAGUCCCUCAACACAGCUGCUUUAAUGGAGGAUUUCCUCGAUUUCUCCGAAGAAGACGACGAUGAAACUCCUCAAACUUCUACCAAUCAUCACCGCACCUUCUCCCUCCUCCGCUCCCACUCUUUUCCGGAAUUUGUGGAGGAAGAAGAAUUGGAGUGGAUAUCAAACAAGGAUACAUUUCCAAUGGUGGAAUCAUUAGUCGACUUUAUGCCAAGUACUAUUACCGACAAUUAUAAUGGUAUUAGUAUUAGUAAUAGUACUAAUAGUAAUAGUACUAGUCAUUUGAGCCCGAUUUCCGUGCUCGAAAACUGCAGUGGUGGGUUUAAUGGAAAUGUUAGCCAUGGGAGGAGCUUCAACAAUGGAAAUAUGAUGAUGAUUAAUUUCCCAUGUAAUUUUAAAGUUCCGGGCAAAGCAAGGUCGAAACAUGGAAGGAAAAGAAGGGAUAUGUUAGGACCACAGUUUCAGCACUGGCCGGUUCAUGAUAAGGUUGUUAAAAAACCCGGAGCUGCGAAAUUCAGCUCUGUUAUUGGACGCAAGUGCUUGCAUUGUGGGGCGGAGAAGACCCCACAAUGGCGAGCUGGCCCUAAAGGGCCUAAGACACUCUGCAAUGCGUGUGGGGUGCGGUACAAAUCAGGCCGUUUAUGUGAGGAGUACCGCCCUGCUAGCAGCCCAACAUUCUCCCCAGAGAUUCAUUCGAAUUCCCACCGGAAGAUUGUUGAGAUGUGGAAGAAGAAGACGAACAAUGGCUCUAGGCUAAACCCAGCCAAUGCUGGUUAGAGUUCCUAGUUUAGUUUCAUGAUCACUGGUUGCUUUGCAUUUUUCGGUUCUGUAUUCGGGUUUUUUAGCACAGAGUAGAAAAAAGAGUUAGAUUAAGAAGGCCUUUGCUAUGUAAUGAGAUUUAGAUGGCUGAUUUGAUCAUAUAAUUUGUUUCUUUCAUUGGAAGGAAGAACUAGAAAUCAAAUGAGUUUGAUAGGCCAAAUUCUUAGAUUCAAUCAGGAAAUAUUUGGCAUUAGAAUUAGAAUGAAUAGAAAUUGUUUUUAGUUUAUGGUCUAAUCAUUCUUUUUUUCUUCUACUUAACAACAUUCCUUUGUUCCAUCCAUUUCGCAGUUUGUUAUUGACAUUAAUUCCCUAAUCUUGGUUGUUUAGUAGGAAUUGUUGAAUGUAAUAUAGUUUAGUUACAUGUUAUGCAGCUCAGAAAAUGUAACGAUUUUCUUCCUUGGCAUUGUAAAGUUGAGUUAUACAGUUUUGAUUCCCAGUGAUGCUAUGUACUAUGUAUCCUUCUGGUGUUGGCAUGUGAAAUUUUGGACUUGGAGA
This is a messenger RNA of Amaranthus tricolor (Joseph's coat), 1610 nucleotides long. RefSeq names its product GATA transcription factor 1-like. The transcript has 2 exons. Bases 294 to 1073 code for a protein of 259 amino acids. Gene Ontology annotation, molecular function: zinc ion binding; sequence-specific DNA binding. NCBI's taxonomy places the organism in Eukaryota, Viridiplantae, Streptophyta, Magnoliopsida, Caryophyllales, Amaranthaceae. Gene Ontology annotation, biological process: regulation of DNA-templated transcription. The record is from RefSeq and is a predicted model, not a curated record.